AUGGCAGCCGAGGUAUCCUCCGUCGACCCGAGUGCGGUCCUUGCGUCCAUCACUGAGGCGGCUCAGACCUCACUCAACUCCAAGCAGCAGUCCCACUCAACUCCAAGCAGCAGUCCAUCGAUUUCAUCGUCACUCAAGUCUGUUUCGAAGGCCGCAGCCGAUACCGCCCACACCACUGUGACUGACCACGUUUUGAAUACCGUCAACGUGACAAACAUCGUGAACGCCUCCCCGACAAUGUCUUCGCAGUCGCUGCCACCGACCCCGGCCACCAUCACUGUUACACAAACGCCGUCAUCUGUGGUAUCAUCGCUGGUUAACACCGCGGCCGUUGGAGUUGCCUCCAUCGCCGCAGCCAGCCUUAACGCUUCGAGCACUGUUUCCACCAUUACCUCCCCCACCCCCCUCCCUACUGUCGGGUCCUCCACCCAGAGCGCCCCGAAUGCGACCGACACCUGGACUUUAGCACCGCACGACUUCGUAUUUGGCUACAUUCAUGCGCACGAGGCGCACGGAAAGACCAGCGCUAACGUCAGCCACCCUAAGUACCGCUAUGCGCACUUGUGGUGGAUCAUUAUCGGCGGGUUGACUUGUGUGUACGCUAUCUGCCACCAUCUGAACUUCUCGGGGGGUUCGAUCGGAUCAUGGUGGAACAAGUGGGGGAUCCGGCGACACACGUUCCGCAUUGGAAGACUCUACAGCCACGUGCUCCCCUCGAACAACAUGCUGGUCAUUAUGUUCAUUGUGGCGUUCACUACCCUCUGCCUGGCUCUCCUGGGCCCGGAUCACCUCGCGAGCGACAUCCCUGUAUGGAACUUCGUCAAGCGGGACUCACCGGACGCUCUGCAGACACUGGUGACGUGGACGGUCGAGAAGGACUGGUGGACUGUUGGCAACCGUUUCGGCAUGAUGGUGUUCUGCUGCCUGCCGUUCCUCAUUAUUCUCGCCCUUAAGGCGCCGCCGUUCGCUAUCCUUUCUCUGCCCUUCUUCACUCACGUCCACUGGGACAAGAUUGGUACCUUCCACCGUGCUGGUGGCUGGUUCGUCUACUUCAUGGUCACGAUCCACGUGUAUACCUGGACUGUUCAGCUGUUCAAGAACACAUACCACGGUGUUCCGAUGUGGAAGGCGAUGUUGACUACGGAUCGGUUCCGCUUUGGGAUCACGGCCUACUGCAUGUGGACCCUUGCGAUGGUCACUUCCAUCAAGUGGGUCCGCAACCGCUACUACGGUCUGUUCUACUGGGUCCAUGUCAUCUGCAUGAUCGGAGGUAUCAUCUGCGCCAUGUGUCACCACUCGAUCAUCUGGUACUACGCCGGCAUCGCCCUGAUCUUCUGGGCUGGCGACAAGUUCUGCCGGUUCAUCCGUUAUAUGUACAUCAACGGAUUCCCCUCGCGGGCUGCACCGGUGCCUCACAAGGCCGACCUCGACGGAACCAUUGCUCACCUUGACUACGUCGAGAAGGCACUCAGCUUCUACAGCUCCGAGAGCUCCAGCGACGUUUCCGCUCUCCCUCCUCCAGGAACCAACCUUCUCAUUGUUCCCAGGCCCCCUCCCAUCCCGGCAGGAUACGCCCAGGCGCAGCUGCUGCCGUCGCGUACUGUGCGACUCACUAUCCGUACUGCGCGACCCAUGGUUCAUGGCCCUGGCCAGAGUGUUCUCCUGACCCUCCCGGACAUCACCCGAUGGCGCUCCCACCCCUUCACCGUCUCCAGCAACGACCCGUACGAGAUCGUCCUCAUCAUCAAGGCUCGCAACGGUACGACUCGCAAGCUCUACGACUAUGUCCGUGAGCAGUAUGAGAAGACCAUGGUGCCCGACCGCAACUCGCGCCGCAUGUCGAUCAUUCCCGAGGCGAAGCCGGUCCACAUCCGCGCUCGCAUCGAGGGACCCAUGGGCUCCGCUGGUCGCGUUGCCUGGACCGACUACACCAAUGUCCUCAUGGUUUGCGGCGGUUCCGGUGUUACGUUCGGCCUCGCCAUGAUCGACUAUCUGUCGUCAGUCAUGUCCGAGCGCGGUUUCCUGGGCAAGACAAAGAGGCUGCGUUUCGUCUGGAUCGUGCGUGAAUACGCCGAGAUCACCUGGGCCGCGUCCGCGCUGCGUCGUUUCUCCAACCGCCUUGACGAGUCGCAGCUCCAGAUCGACAUCUACGUCACUGGAGGUGCGACCAGCGCUCCCAUCAAGAACCGUACGCCUCUCAGCAGCCGCCCUGGCUCUUCGGGCCAUGGCGACGAGACCACCGUAGAGGAGCUGAGCCCUCCCUCAGCCGAUCGCUAUGUCGUUAGGAACGACAGCGCCGACAGCCUCUACUCGCAGUAUGAGGGCACCGGCACCCGUGCUCCUCAGCGUGGAUACUAUGACGGUGAGGACCCCGAGACUGGUCUCGCCUAUGACCAGGUCAUCGGCCUCACGAACUUUGAGGGUGAGGAGGACCAGGAUGACCCGAACGCGGACGAGCUGUCUCGUAAGCUCGCCGCCGAGGGACGUGUCCGUCGUGCCCGCUCGCGCAAGAUGAAGCAGAUGCAGCGCAACAUGCAGCUCCAGCCUCCUGGAUCCGAGAAGCCUCCUCUCUCGCCUCUUCGCGAGAAGGCCCCGCUGUCGCCUGCCCUUCCGAAGUCGCCGCACUCGCCGCGCGACAACAGUCUCGACCGGCAGCGCAGCCCGCGCAACGGCCCGUUCAUCCCUCCGCGCUCCGAGGCACGCCGCUCGGGCACGGAGCAGGACUCGAAGCUCGCCGAAAUCCUGACGACGGACUCGCCGCAGCCUGCGGAGCACAUGCGCUCAGAGAGUGUCUCGUCCUGCGGUACGGCGUACGACCGCUACGAGCCCUUCCGCAAGACGUCCAUCGAGAGCGUCGCGCCGUCGAUUUACGAUGUCGAGAUGGCGCGUUCGAACGCCGUCUCGCUCUGCUCGCGCACGGGCUCCAUGGUCCAGCUCGAGGACACCAAGGACGGCCAGAAGCACCGCUGUUCCGGUUGCGGUCGUCAUGGCGCCGAGAAGCUCUGGAUCGACGAGGGCGACUACGCUGCCGCCCACAUUCUGUCCGAGAACGCGCAUAUCGGCCGUCCCAAGCUGGCGUCCAUUGUUCAGGAGGAGCUCGAGCGCGCCGAGGGAGCUACCAUCAUCGGCAACUGUGGCCCCGUCCUCCUCAACACCUCCCUCAGGAACAUCGUCAGCAAGAGCAUCGACGCCGUUGCCAUCGCUCGCGGAGACCGCCGCGGUCACGUCACCAUCUACUCGGAGGACUUCGAGAUGUAA
Messenger RNA from Trichosporon asahii var. asahii CBS 2479, 3258 nucleotides. RefSeq lists its product as uncharacterized. Lineage: Eukaryota; Fungi; Basidiomycota; Tremellomycetes; Trichosporonales; Trichosporonaceae. Gene Ontology annotation, cellular component: plasma membrane. Gene Ontology annotation, biological process: intracellular iron ion homeostasis; copper ion import; iron ion transport. The transcript is spliced from 4 exons. The record is from RefSeq and is a predicted model, not a curated record. The coding region runs from base 1 to 3258 and encodes 1085 amino acids. Gene Ontology annotation, molecular function: ferric-chelate reductase activity.